This is a messenger RNA of Tilletiopsis washingtonensis, 2782 nucleotides long. Its product is annotated as putative MDR1-Mac1p interacting protein. The coding region runs from base 1 to 2373 and encodes 790 amino acids. The record is from RefSeq and is a predicted model, not a curated record. The transcript has 11 exons. NCBI's taxonomy places the organism in Eukaryota, Fungi, Basidiomycota, Exobasidiomycetes, Entylomatales.
AUGUCGACCAUCGCGCACUCGCUGCGCGACUACCGCGAGCCGUCGCGCGUCGAGGCGACGAUGCACUCCUUCGGCCUGCCGGCGAGCGAGGCGCCGCUCGACGAGGUGCCCGCCGUGCUCUCCCUCUCCUCGGGCGCCAGCAGCAGCAGCAGUGCCGGCGCCGAGGCCGGCAGCAGCGCCGCGGCGGCGCAGGAGGAGGAGCAGGUGUAUGCCGGCCGCCUCACCCUCACCGCCUCCUUCCUCCUCUUCGCCAGCCUCGACCGCCGCUCGUGCCGCCUGACGCUGCCGCUCUACUGCGUGCGCCGCGUCGAGCGCCUCAAUGCCGGCCGCAGCGGUGUCUUUGCGCUGGCCGUCGUCGUGUGGCACGGCAUGAAGAUUAUCAUCCAGCUCAACGCGCUGCGGCCGCAGUGCGAGCAGUUCUGCGCGCUGCUGCGCGACGGCCUGCGCGCACAGCUCAGCAGCAUGAAGAAGCUCAAGGGCUUCACCGCCGGCUGCUACUCCGAGGUGCUGCUGGCCGAAGCCGCCGAGGCCGACGGCGAGAAGCCCGACGCGACGCCCACCGGCGAAGAGCCGCCGAAGCUCGAUGAGAAGGCGGCGGCGGCGGACGCGGCGCCACAGGACGAUGCGGCACGACCGGAAGGCGUCGAUGAGAAGGACAAGAAGGCGGCAGAGCUGGCGCGACAGGUGGCAGGCGUCAGCGAGGGCGAGGUCAAGCCGGAGGACGAGGUGCCGCCGGCGCCCGCAUACCACGCCGGCCUGGGCGCGCGCUUCAGAUAUCCCGGCGACCCGCGCAAGCUGCGCGAGAAGUCAAAGAUGAAGCUGUGGCGCGACUAUCUCAAAGUGCACGGCCGCAACCUCACCAUCGUGCGCUACCCGCAAUUCCUGCGGCUGGUGCAGGUUGGCCUGCCGAACCGCGUGCGCGGCGAGAUCUGGGAGCUCACGUCGGGCUCGAUCUACCAGCGCUUCGCCAAUGCCGGCGAGUAUGAGCGCAUCCUGAGGGAGAACGAGGGAAAGACGAGCACGUCGACGGAGGAGAUUGAAAAGGACCUCUAUCGCUCGCUGCCCGAGUUUGCGGCGUAUCAGAGCCCGAUCGGCAUCAAUGCUCUGCGGAGGGUGUUGACCGCCUACAGCUGGAAGAACCGGGAACUUGGCUACUGCCAAGGGCAGAACAUCCUGGUUGCUGCGUUCCUGAUCUACAUGUCAGAAGAGCAGUGCUUCUGGAUGCUCGACAUGCUCUGUGACCGCCUGCUGCCCGGCUACUACACCCAGUCGAUGUCCGGCACGAUUCUCGACCAAAAGGUCUUUGAGCACCUCGUGCAGCGCACGCUGCCCAUGAUCCACGACCACUUCCUGCAGACGGACAUCCAGCUCUCCGUCGCGUCCCUGCCGUGGUUUCUCUCGCUCUACAUCAACUCGAUGCCCAUGGUCUUUGCCUUUCGCAUCGUCGACUGCUUCAUGGCCAUGGGCCCCAAGGUGCUCUUCCAGAUCGGCCUUGCCAUUCUCAAGAUCAACGGCGAGGAGCUCCUCUCCGGCCGCGUCACGGACGACGGCGCCUUCAUCAACAUGCUCAAGCGCUACUUCCGCACGCUCGGCGACAGUGCACACCCCGACGCGACGAACCCGCGGCAUCGCCAGAUCACCAACUUCCAGGAGCUCCUCGUCGUGGCGUUCCGCGAGUUCGGCACCGUCACCGACGAGACGAUCGCGAGCGAGCGGCGCCGCUUCAGGCAGGAGAUCGUGCAGGAGAUCGAGCUGUUCGCCAAGCGUGGCGCCGUGCGCAACCUGCGCGACCUCGGCUCAUUCAGCAAAGAGCAGGCCGGCCUGAUCUACGACCAGGUGGUGGAGGCGAUCUACCGCACGCGCCACGCGCCUCGCGCCGGCGACGGGCCGGGCAACGCCGUUGCGCCGCCGCUGGCACCGACCGACGCCGACUACAAGGAGAUGCGCGUCGACCUGCCGACGUUCCGCUACUUUCUCGCCGAGGUGGCGACGUGGGCGCGCGACGAGUACGUCAUCUCCAAUGGCUUCCAGGAGCGCACGGAGCGCAAGGUGCCGGAGCACGACGUCGUCGCGCGCGUCUUCCGCUACUGGGACUCGGAGAAGCGCGGCACGCUCAGUCUGCAGGACAUCGUCUCGGGCCUCGAUGCCAUCAUGUCGGCACGCGGCGACGUGCUCGCCAGCAUCGAGUGGUUCUUCCGCCUGCACAGCGAGGGGCGCGACUCGCUGUCGAAGGACGAGGUGCUGCGGCUGAGCGAGUCGCUGCUGUUCCUCUUCCGCAACGAGCAGAGCGACGGCUACCUCGGCGCCGUGUCGCAGCUCAUCUCGCAGUCGUUCGAGCAUGGCGGCGAUGCCGCAGCCGAGGCGACAUCGUGAGAUGACACGACGGCCCGCCACUAGACCAGCCUGCUGCUUCCCUGACUGCACGCCACGCCGCCCCCUCAUACCUGGCAAUCGAGAGCGCAGUGAACAGACAGAGACGAUGGCAAUGGGCUCGUGAUCGUGAUGGACAGGACAGCAGGGUCGUAAGUGGCGAGGGACGUAAUGGGCGGCGCAGACGUCUCAGUACUGCGAGCGAGGCGUCAUCAGCGACAGACGGCAGCGAGACGGGUUCUGGGCGCUCUCACCUGCUGGCCGUAGCCGCCGUAGCCCUGCUGCUGCUGGCCAAAGCCGUUCUGGAAGCUCGAGCCCAUGACGCCGCCGGGUGCAAAGCCAGUCGGCUGCGGCCGCAGUGCGUCGUAGCGCUCUGCAGAGGGGGAAUGCACUGGUCAGUCGACGUCUGCAC